Molecule: messenger RNA, 6761 nt
Organism: Bemisia tabaci
Lineage: Eukaryota; Metazoa; Arthropoda; Insecta; Hemiptera; Aleyrodidae
Product: vitellogenin
Biological process (GO): lipid transport
Molecular function (GO): lipid carrier activity
Source: RefSeq, a predicted model, not a curated record
CAAAGUUGUAUAAAAGCUCGGACUGGGGAGCUUCAAAUCACUUCGAGUCAGAUCCUUUCUGUGAUCAUCAUGUGGACUCCAGCGCUGUUGUGUUUGCUCGUGGCAGCCGCCAGUUGCAGUCAAUAUGGCUGGCAAAACGGAAACGUUUACAAGUACGACGUUAACGGACGCACCCUGACCGCCCUUAACCAAGUUGCCGACCAAUAUGCCGGAGUCCUCUUCAGAGCCAACUUCAUCGUCCAACCUCUCUCCAGUGACAGAUUAUCCGCCCAGAUCCAAAAUGCCGAAAUCGCUCAAGUUCACACUGAACUCCCUGCUGGUUAUGAAUCUCACAUUCCCUCCAGUCAGUUGAACUACAAGAACAUGCCCCUCAGCGAACAACCAUUCGAAAUUAACCUGAAGCAAGGAGUUGUCUCCAACCUUCGCGUUAACAAGAAUGUCUCCGACUGGGAACUCAACAUCAUCAAGGCUGUUGUGAGCCAAAUCCAAGUUGACACCCAAGGUCAAAACUUGAAGAAAUCCAGCCACAACCAACUCCCCAAGGAAAACAAGCCCUACGGUGUUUACAAGACCAUGGAAGACUCCGUCACCGGUGAAUGUGAAACUCUCUACGAUGUCUCACCUCUGCCAGAGAUUACCCUCCAAACUAGACCCUGGUUGGUUCCUUUCCCCAAGCUCCGUGAAAACGGACAAGUCAUCGACAUCGUCAAGACCACCAACUACAGCAAAUGUGAAGAACGUUCUGCCUACCACUUUGGUAUCACUGGUCUCACCAACUGGAAACCCGCCAGCAACCAGAUGGGACAGUUCCUCUCCCGCUCCAACAUCAACCGUGUCAUUAUCUCCGGCAAUGUGAAACAAUACCACAUCCAAUCCUCUGUCUCUACCAACAAAAUCGUCAUCAGCCCACAGAUGUACGAAUCACAGAAGGGAAUGGUUGUCAGUGUCAUGAACUUGACUUUGGCCUCCUUCCACCAAUCCAACGGAUCUCCUCGUAUGGUCUCCAACGCCCGCAAGAUCAACAACUUGGUCUACGACUACAACGCUGCCUCCCCAAAUGCCGACGCUCAACACUACAACAACAAUGGUGCAUCUAGCAGCAGCUCCUCCAGCUCCAGCUCCAGCUCUGACUCAUCUAGUUCCAGCUCUAGCUCUAGCAGCAGCAGCUCCUCCUCCUCCUCUUCCAGCUCAAGCAGCAGCUCCGAAGAAGACCAAUACUACAGAAGACACAACAACAACAACCGCAACAACAACAACAACAACAACAACAACAACAACAACAACCGCAACAACAACCACAACAACAACAAUAACGCCAACGACAACAACAAUUCCGCCAACAACAACAACAACAACAACAACAACAAUUCCGCCAACAACAACAACAACAACAACAAGAACAACAACCGCAACAAUGACGAGAACGUCUCUCGCAGUCGCUCCCGCAGAGAUAUCUCCCAAUACAAAUACAACAGUUUUGAAAACAACAACAACAACGACAACGAAGACGAAAAGAAUAACAGUGGCCGCAACGGACACAACGGACACAACGGAAACAACGGACACAACGGAAACAACGGACACAACGGACACAAUGGACACAACGGAAACAAUGGACAAAACAACAGCAAUGGCAGCUCAAGCAGCAGCUCCAGCUCUAGCAGCUCUAGCUCUGGCUCCAGCAGCUCUGAAGAAAACAACUCCCGUUACAACAACGGUAAAUUCGCCAGCUUUGCCCGCCACAACGGAUCUGGAUCCUCCUCCUCCAGCAGCUCCCCCGACUCUUCUGACUCCUCCAGCUCCUCCAGCUCAUCCAGUUCCUCCAGCUCCUCUAGCUCCUCCAGCUCUUCCAGCUCCUCAUCCAGCUCUGAAGACAACAGCUCCUUUGGAUCUUCCGUCUCCAGCAGCAGCGAAGAGGACUAUGAACCACGUCCAAGCAUGUACAAGGCUCCUCAAACUCCUUUCUUCCCCUACUUCAUCGGAAACUACGGUAACAGUAUCCAAUCCGCUAAACAAGUUAACGGAGUUGCUCUUGCCCGUAAGCUCGCCCAAGAAAUUGCUGAGGAAUUGAACGACCCACGUCAAAUUACUCAAAAAAGCACUUUGGCUAAAUUCAACAUGUUGGUUGAGGAACUCAGAACCCUGGACGCGAAACAAAUGGAACAAGCUUCCCAAGAGCUUCAUUUCAACUCCGCCCAGGCCUCCAGCCACAGCCGUCAAGAUGCUCUGAAAUCUCUCGCCUGGAAAUCCUUCUGUGAUGCCUUAGUUGAAGCCGGUACCGGACCUGCCUUUUUGCAAAUCCAAAAGAUCAUUGAACACCAACAAGUCUCCGACGCCGAAGCCGCUCGCAUGAUCAGCCGUCUUCCAGUCACCGCUCGUUUCCCAGACAAGGAAUACAUGAACUCUUUCUUCAACUUUGUCAGAUCCAACAAUGUUCAACACCAGAACCAACUCAACGAAACUGCUCUCCUUGCUUUCGCUGAGCUUUGCCGUAAAGCCGAUGUCAACGCCAGAAACGCCCACAACUACUACCCUGUCCACGUUUAUGGACGUGUCCUCCCAGAGCAUGCCAAGGCUGUUGCUCACCAAUACCUUCCCUACUAUGAACAAAACCUCAAGAGAGCCGUUGCCAACGGUGACAGCCGCAAGAUCCAAGCUUACAUCCGUGCCAUUGGAAACUUUGCUCACCCCAAGAUCCUCGAAGUUUUCGAGCCCUACCUUGAAGGAAAGGUCCCAAUCUCCAACUUCCAACGCACUGUCAUGGUCCUCUCCCUUAACGAACUUGCACGCGUCUACCCCAACCUUGCCCGCAAUGUCCUCUUCAAGAUCUACCAAAACACCCAAGAAAACCAAGAAGUCCGUGUUGCCGCUGUCUUCUUAAUCUUCGGAACCAACCCAUCUGCCCAGACCCUCCAACGUAUGGCUCAAUUCACCAAUGAAGACCAAGACCAGCAAGUCAACGCUGCCGUCAAAUCCGCCCUUGAAAACGCUGCCAAGGCCCACUCCGAGUCUCGUCAAGAACUCGCCCAAGCUGCUCAAUCCGCUAUUGCUCUCCUCAGCCCUAAGACUUACGGUCUUCAAUACUCCAAGAAAUGGCUCCGCGACUACAUCGUCAAGGAAGAAAACCUUGCCUACAGAGUGUCUGCCGAUAUGAUCCAGAGUGAGGACUCCUUAAUCCCCAACCAAGUUUACGUUGCCCUUCACCGUUACCUCGGUGGAUUCGCUCAACGUGUUGCCAGCUUCAGAGCCAUGACCUCCAGUGCCAGUGACCUCGUUGAAAAGAUCCAAGAACAGUUCACCAAUGGAGAAGAAUACCAACAACAAUCCGAAAUGAACCAGCAAUUCUCUGCCGAACAAAUCUUCAGACAGUUCAACAUUAAGCCUGACUACCCACAAGAAGUUGAAGCCCUCCUCCAAUACACCGUUUUCGGAGCCAAGCGCUGGGCCUUCUUCGACGAAGAAUUCUUCAACCAAAUCCCAAGACGUCUGAACGAUGCUCUCUCUAAGGUUCAAAAUGGACAAUCUUUCAACUCCACCAAAUUCUACAACGACAUCUCUCUCUCCCUUGCUUUCCCCACUGCCACUGGUCUGCCAUUCUCUUACACUCUCAAGGUCCCCACUCUCGUCCAAGCCGGUGGAGAAGUUCAAGCCAGAGUUCAAGGUCACAACUCCAACAACAACAACAACAACAACAACCUCUUCCGUAUCCCUGAAGCUGUUAACGUAACCGCCGAAAUUGAAAUUGUUUACGCCACUGAAUUGAAAUCUGAACUUGGAUUCGUCACUCCAUUCAACCACGAACGUUACGUUGCUGGUCUUGCCAAGAACAUCUUUGUUAACAUCCCAGUUAAGGUCGCCGCCAAUGUGGACAUCGCCAACACCAAGGUCGAAUUCUACAUGAAGCCUAUGAACAACCAGAACGAACAAAAAAUCUUCCACUACGGAUCUUACCCUUACACCGCAAUCCAAAACAUCUUCGACUUCCGCCCCCUCCAAGAAAACGAAAACACUAAGUACAUCUUCGCCAACGAGAACAAGAACAAGUUCGAGAAAGUCUACGGUGAAGAAAAGACCGGUUUUGCCUUCCGUUGCCAAUACAAGGGUGACCAACAAAGCUUCCAAUUCGCUGACUUCUACAACUUCGCUAAGCGUAACGAUUUCUUCUCCGCUGCUUUCUUCCCAUGGGCUGAAAAGACCAUCCAAUACAACAACUUCGAUGUCUACUAUGACCCAGCUAGAUCUGCCGCCAAAUCCGCCAAGUUCGCCUUGAACUAUGCCAACAAAUACGCCAACAAGGAAAACAACAACGAAGGUAACUCUAACAACCACAACAACAACCAAAACGAUGCUGUUCCAUCUUCCUACCAACCUGACAACGAACAGAGAAUGAACCAAUUCGCCAGCCGUGCUCAAUCUGGAGUUCAAAGUGCCAACAUCGAUGUUAUCGACAUCUCUGCUCAAUUCUUCGGACAAAAGAACGCUGAUUACGUCGCCACUCUUGCUUACGCUCGUAGCCCAGUCGCUGAAAAGGCUCGUUUCCUCUUCUACGCCGGUGCUAACAAUGCCAACAACAACAAAAACAAGGUUGCUGUUGACGCCACCGCUUACAUGCCCAAUGUUCCUCUCGUCAACGCCGCUCAAGCUUUCAACGCCGACGCCAACUCCCGCUUCUACGCCAACGUUAAAUCUGGAGAAAACCUCGACAAUGGUGCUCAAUUCCAAUUCCAAGCUAAUAUGAAGCAAAGCCAAGAGUUCCGUGACUACUUCCGCCAAAGCCAAAUGUACAAACAGUGCUCUCAACAAAUGGAACAAGGAGAAUACAUGAUGCCUGCUUGCCGUAACGCUACCGUUGCCGCUAACAGAUUAAACGAAGCCCACUUCUCCAUCAACUUUGACAAGGUUUCUGAUGCCGUCAAGAACUACACUUACCAAGCUUUCGCCUACGCCCGUCAUUUAGGAUACCAAUACCAGUCUGAAAACUUCGGAAACCCCAAUGGCCAACACAACAAGAUUGAUGGUUACUUCAAGUUCUCCCCUAAGUUCGACUUCGCCCAGUUCUACUUCAACGCUCCUUCCGUAGCCGCUUCCUUCAAGAACGUUCCAGUUCACCAAUACGUCGCUGACUUUUUCGCCCCCCACCCCGUCUACUCUGGCUUCGACCGUCUCAUGCAAGACACUUUCCAAGCCAAAUACCAAGCUGCUUGCGUUGCUGACAAGAUGCACGCUACCACUUUUGACAACAAAACCUACCCCCUUCACAUGCAACAAAACAACUGGUACGUCCUCAUGACCUACGUCAACAGGAACAACUACUACAACAACCAAUACAACAGCUACUUUCAAGGAAACAAUAAGAACCAAUACAGCUACAGAGACUACAACCAAAAGAGAUUCUACACUACCGUCUAUGCUAGACAAAAUAGCAACGGCCAAAAGGAAUUGAAAAUUGUCCUGAACAACGGAGAAUACGAAAUCUUCAUGCAACCAGCCUCCUCUCAAGCCGGUCUCCACAGCUCUAACUCCGGAAAGAACAACGCUGCCAUCAAGGUCUUCAUCAACAAACAAGAACAACAAUUCAACGACAAGCAAUUCACUGACUUCCACGGACACAAUGGAAAGAUCUACGCUCAAUUCUACGCUCUUCCUGAUGGUGCUAUCCGCUUCUUCGCUCCCCAAUCUGGACUUCAAGCCAUCUAUGAUGGAGCUCGCAUCAAGAUUCAAGCUGCCAACCAAUACAGAGGUGCUGUCCGUGGUAUGUGCGGAACCUACUCCAACCAAUACGCUGACGACUUCACCGCCCCUCAAAACUGUGUCUACAAGAACCCAGAAGACUUCGCUGCCGUCUACGCUGUCAUUGACUCUUCUUCCCCCUCUCAAGUGAAAUCCCAGAAGGAACGCGCUCAGCAAAACUUCUGUGCCCACAAGAACAACCAAUUCGGAAACUACGUUAGCCGCAGCGACGCCGGAUACGGAUACAAAUACAACAACAACGACAAAUACUACGAAUCCGCCUACAAGAACACCAAAUACUACGACCCCUCCAACUCCCAGUACAACAAGUACUACAAGAACAACAAGUACGCCAAGGACCAGGACUCCUCCUACUCCAGCAGCAGCUCUUCAUCUAGCGACUCUAGCAGCAGCUCAUCCAGUGACUCCAGCAGCAGCUCCUCUUCUUCCUCCUCCAGCUCAUCCAGCUCUAGCAGCGACUCCAGCUCUUCCCAGUCCAACGACAACAACCGCAACAACAACAACCGCAACAACAACAACCGCAACAACAACAACAACAACCGCAACAACAACAACAACCGCAACAACAGCAACAACAACAACAACCGCAACAACAACCGCAACAACAACCGCAACAACAGCAACAACAACAACAGCAGCAGCCAAGAAGCCAGUUACGAACAGAGAAACCAAAACGGACCCUCUAUCCGCAAACUGUACCGUGCCAUCAACCAAGGAGACGACAUGUGCUUCACCAUCAACGCUAUCCCAACUUGCAGAUACCCAGCCAAGCCCGUUGGAAGCGCCAAGAAAAUGGUUGACUUCUACUGUGCUCCCAAAUCCAGCUCUGAAGCUCAACACUUCAGCAAAUUGAUUGCCAAGGGUGCUGCUCCCAGCCAAUUGUCUCUCAAGAAACCAAACCAAAAGUUCGAAGUGAACAUUCCCGAAUACUGUGUUGCCUAAGCAAACAUACAAUGUCUUUAGAUUGUACUUAAAUUAGUUUUUAGUUAUUAAUAAAUAUUGCAAGCAUA